This is a messenger RNA of Engraulis encrasicolus (European anchovy), 785 nucleotides long. RefSeq lists its product as uncharacterized. Lineage: Eukaryota; Metazoa; Chordata; Actinopteri; Clupeiformes; Engraulidae. Bases 1 to 696 code for a protein of 231 amino acids. The record is from RefSeq and is a predicted model, not a curated record. The transcript is spliced from 6 exons.
AUGUCUCUUAAUUGCCUGAAAUGCCUUUAUAAGCAUCAAAGGUUAUGGGAAAGUAAACUUAAGUACCAAGGUGUCCAGAAGAUUCUGACCCAUCUAUACAAGCAGACAUCUGUGGAUUGGUUUGAGCUUGAAGCAUUUGCUGUCAGAGUGUCCACUGUGGAAGUUCUCUUUGAUCUUCUUCAGAAGAAAACAUUUGAAGACCAUCUGAGUUUUGAGGCAGGACUGUUGACCGAUUCUGAACAAAGUGGUGUAAGGCUGUUUCUGCUCAGUAUAGUGAAAAAUAUCUACAUAGAAGAUCCUUAUGGUGAUCGUGAUGAAAUCAUACGCUGUAUCAAGGUCUCUGCUGAGUGUGAGCUAAAGCAGGCACAGAGGAGGCUGAAAGGCUUUUCCCUCAGGCUGUCUCUUGAAUCGCAGAUAGCCACCAUCAACUGGAGAGAGUUUUUCCACACGUGUGUAGCAGACAGCCAGGGGGUUGAUGAGCAUGUGGAUGCUCUGAUUGUCUGCCUGAGCAGAAUGUCUGGUCUGGAGAUCGUCACAAUGACUGUCAGCUGCCUAAAUGAGUCCUGGGCCACUGGCUUUCUUCAGCUCUACCUGGCCGGCCCCUGCCUCCAGAGCAUUAGGUGCACCAUGAACAUAACAAAUGAAGGGUGUUCUGCAGAGGUGCAUAUGUACAACCAUGAAGGGGCAUUAAGGUGAGAGAAAGAGGCCAUCCUACAGUCAAAUGAGACCUGUAAGAACCCAAAACGUAAUAACUGCCCAUAAUGUAAUAACUGCCCAUAACGUAA